GUCCUUCUUCUUCCCGCAGCAGCCGGCGCUCUGGAAGCUUCUGUCAGGCUCCGGGCGACGCCUCUCUAAUCCGAGUCCAUCCGAGCCAGUACCGCCGUGUUUCAGCCUCCGGCAUCCCCUCUCCCCCCGAGAACACUUCCUCCGACAUCCUCCAUCGAUUAUUAGGCGAAGAUGCCCGAAGCGAUGGCGGCACCGAAAAUGUCUAGCGGAGGCAAAAACAAAGGAGGGGCGUAUGUGGACCGCGACAAGCCGGCCCAGAUCAGGUUCAGUAACAUCUCCGCUGCCAAAGCCGUUGCAGAUGCCAUCAGAACGAGUCUGGGACCCAAAGGCAUGGACAAGAUGAUCCAGGAUGAGAAAGGUGACGUGACCAUUACCAACGAUGGAGCCACCAUCCUCAAGCAGAUGCAGGUUCUCCACCCUGCUGCCAAAAUGCUGGUGGAGCUGUCCAAAGCUCAGGACAUCGAGGCCGGAGACGGCACCACGUCCGUGGUGGUGAUCGCCGGAGCCCUGCUGGACGCCUGCUCCAAACUGCUGCAGAAAGGUAUCCACCCCACCAUCAUCUCCGAGUCCUUCCAGAAGGCGGUGGACAAAGGCGUGGAGGUGCUGACGUCCAUGAGCCGGCCGGUGCAGCUGAGCGACCGCGACACGCUGCUCAACAGCGCCACCACGUCGCUGUGCUCCAAGGUGGUGUCGCAGUACUCCAGCCUGCUGGCGCCCAUGAGCGUGGACGCCGUCAUGCGCGUGAUCGACCCGGCCACGGCCACCGGCGUCGACCUGCAGGACAUCAAGAUCAUCAAGAAGCUGGGGGGAACCAUCGACGACUGUGAGCUGGUGGACGGCCUGGUGCUCACCCAGAGGGUGGCCAACACCGGCACCACCCGGGUGGAGAAGGCCAAAAUCGGGCUGAUCCAGUUCUGCCUGUCCCCUCCCAAAACCGACAUGGACAACCAGAUCGUGAUCUCCGACUACGCCCAGAUGGACCGUGUGCUGCGGGAGGAGCGCGCCUACAUCCUCAACCUGGUGAAGCAGAUCAAGAAGGCCGGCUGCAACGUGCUGCUCAUCCAGAAGUCCAUCCUCAGGGACGCCCUGAGCGACCUCGCCCUGCACUUCCUCAACAAAAUGAAGAUCAUGGUGGUGAAGGACAUCGAGAGGGAGGACAUCGAGUUCAUCUGCAAGACCAUUGGAACCAAACCCAUCGCCCACAUCGACCACUUCACCCCCGAGAUGCUGGGAACGGCGGAGCUGGCGGAGGAGGUCAACCUGGAUGGAUCCGGAAAACUGAUCAAGAUCACGGGAUGCAGCAGCCCUGGGAAGACGGUGAGCAUCGUGGUGCGAGGCUCCAACAAGCUGGUGAUCGAGGAGGCGGAGCGCUCCAUCCACGACGCGCUGUGUGUGAUCCGCUGCCUGGUCAAGAAGAGGGCUCUGAUCGCCGGCGGCGGCGCCCCGGAGAUCGAGCUGGCCGUGCGCCUGGCCGAGUACUCGCGCACCCUGGGCGGCAUGGAGGCCUACUGCGUGCGGGCGUACGGCGACGCCCUGGAGGUGAUCCCCUCCACGCUGGCCGAGAACGCCGGCCUGAACCCCAUCUCCACGGUGACGGAGCUCCGCAACAGACACGCCCAGGGAGACAAAGUCGCCGGCAUCAACGUCCGCAAGGGAGGGAUCUCCAACAUCCUGGAGGAGCUGGUGGUUCAGCCGCUGCUGGUGUCCAUCAGCGCUCUGACGCUGGCCACGGAGACGGUCCGCAGCAUCCUGAAGAUCGACGACGUGGUGAACGUCCGUUAGGCCCGUCCACUGAGUCCUGUCCGUGCUGCGAGAGUCGGAGAACCCUGUCGACGUCGGUCUGCUCAGAUUCCCGCUCAACUUGUUACGUUGCAUAAUUUAAAUAAAAGCGGCUCGUUUUUUGUUGACACUCCA
Messenger RNA from Salarias fasciatus (jewelled blenny), 1914 nucleotides. RefSeq names its product chaperonin containing TCP1, subunit 4 (delta) (gene cct4). NCBI's taxonomy places the organism in Eukaryota, Metazoa, Chordata, Actinopteri, Blenniiformes, Blenniidae. Gene Ontology annotation, biological process: protein folding. Gene Ontology annotation, molecular function: ATP-dependent protein folding chaperone; ATP hydrolysis activity; ATP binding. The coding region runs from base 172 to 1782 and encodes 536 amino acids. The record is from RefSeq and is a predicted model, not a curated record. The transcript is spliced from 13 exons.